GUCUCGUUGGUGUAUAGAAAUGCAACUGAUUUCAUAUCCUGCCGCUUUACUGAAUUCCUGUAUGAGUUCUAGCAAUUUUGAGGUAGUUUUUUGGGUUUUCCACAUAGAGUGGUAGAAGUUAUAUUUUCAUACUGGUGUUUCUUGUCUCUCCAUUUGGUGUAUAAAGCCCUCCAGGACAAGGAAUGAGUCAUAGCCCCCAGUAUAUAGUACCUUGCCCGUUCGCUUUUCCAUCGUUCCUUCCCCACAACAUCUUGCCCCUAUCCCCUUCCAGCCCUGCCCCACUCUGACCUUUUGCCUCCUCCCCACACCAAGCUGGUGAGGGCUGCAGAAGAAAAUUCAACACCAAAGAACAACUACUGAUUCAGAGCCUCCAAUCUCAGCCAGACCCUGGGUGUCUUGGGAAUCCUUGUUCCUGUCCCUCAGUCCCUCCCAUUCCCCAGAGAGAUGAUUCCUCCUUACCAUCUUGUUGAGGGCCAGUUCCAUGGUCACAGGGUCCAUCAACCUACACCCUCCUUCUGCAAGACAUCAAAUGCCAGUGAGGGAUUCCAGCAAACUGCCAACCAUUCCUCAAUGUCAGAGACACCAGUGAGGGAUUCCCCAAUGUCAACCACCUCGUUUACUCCCAUAAGCAACCCCAUUCCCUCUGCUUGGCUCGUCCUUUCCCAAGUGCUCUGGACAUCACCACUUCAUCCACGAGGCAGGCCAGGACCUCCUCGCCCCUGAAGACAUCUCUGACUUUUCUUCAACCUGCUCCUUUUCUGCUGGCUUUCCACUCCUAGUUCAUUUCCUUUGCGUUUUAAAAACCGUAUUGCAAUGCCACCCAGCUUUUCCUCUUGUCUUCCUGUCCUGUGUGACCCCUUUACUACUCACACGUUACUACUUCACUUCAGACACUUCUGGCCACCAACUCUUGGGGGUUUUCACAAGCAGUUGUCUGUGACACUCGCUGGGUGUCCUGUAAUUCAACUCAAUUCUGACACUGUCUGCCCAGAGACAGCAUCAGAUCCCACAAGUUCAGGGCUCAGUCCCACAAGACUGUAUGCCUCCUCACUUUGGAUGCCAGUCUGGUUGUCAAGCCCUGGUUGUCAACUGUGCUUCUGACCAACUGGUUGUAGAUCGAAUGACCUACAACCAACUGGUUGUAGAUCGAAUGACCUACAACCAACUGGUUGUAGAUCGAAUGACCUACAACCAACUGGUUGUAGAUCGAAUGACCUACAACCAACUGGUUGUAGAUCGAAUGACCUACAACCAACUGGUUGUAGAUCGAAUGACCUACAACCAACUGGUUGUAGAUCGAAUGACCUACAACCAACUGGUUGUAGAUCGAAUGACCUACAACCAACUGGUUGUAGAUCGAAUGACCUACAACCAACUGGUUGUAGAUCGAAUGACCUACAACCAACUGGUUGUAGAUCGAAUGACCUACAACCAACUGGUUGUAGAUCGAAUGACCUACAACCAACUGGUUGUAGAUCGAAUGACCUACAACCAACUGGUUGUAGAUCGAAUGACCUACAACCAACUGGUUGUAGAUCGAAUGACCUACAACCAACUGGUUGUAGAUCGAAUGACCUACAACCAACUGGUUGUAGAUCGAAUGACCUACAACCAACUGGUUGUAGAUCGAAUGACCUACAACCAACUGGUUGUAGAUCGAAUGACCUACAACCAACUGGUUGUAGAUCGAAUGACCUACAACCAACUGGUUGUAGAUCGAAUGACCUACAACCAACUGGUUGUAGAUCGAAUGGUUUGAUUAAUUUGCUGGAGCAGCUCACAGAACUCAGGGAAACACCUAUGUUUACCAGCUUAUUAAGGAAUAUGAUAAAGGGUAGAGAUGAAAAGAUGCAUAAGGCAAGGCCUGGGGGCAGGGGUCCCAAGUGCUGGAGCUUCUGUCCCCAUGGAGUUGGAGUGUGUCAUCCUCCCAGUGGGAUAUGUUCAGCUACCUGGAAAUUCUUAAAACCUGUGCUAUUGAGAUUUUAUGGAGGCUUCCUCACAUAGGCAUGAUUGGUUAUUAACUCUGUCACCAGCCCCUGUCUCCUCUCUGGAGGAUAGGGAGUGGGCCUAGUUUGAAUUGCUAUCAACUCUUCCCCAUAUUAUGUUGUCACAAAUGACAUCUUUAUACAUUGUGUGCCUAUUAUAACAUAGAUUUAUAAUUGUGGUUUUAAGCACUUGUUUUUUUUCACAUCAUAAAAACCAGUUACAAAUCAAAAAUGCGAUAAUACUGGCUGUGAUAGUUACCUAUGUAACUCCCUUUAACACCAUUCUUUAUUUCUUCACAUGGCUUUGAGUUACAGCCCAGUGUUUUCAUCUCUUUAGGCAUGCCUAAAGAUCUGUUAGCAACAACACGCAGCUUUUGUUUGUCUGGGAAUGUUUUCAUUGGUCCUUCUUCUUUUUGCAAGAUAAUUUUGUUGGAUAUAGAAUUCUUAGUUGAUAUCUUAACAAGCUUUCAACACUUUAUAUGUAUCAUCUCACCACUUUCUAGCCUCAUGGUUCCUGAAGAGAAAUUGGUUGUUAAUCUUACUGGGGAUCCCUUGUGCAUGACAAAUUGCUUCUCUCUUGUGCUUUCAAGAUUCUCUGUCUUUGGCUUUUGACAUUUUAGAAUAUAUCUUGAUAUGAAUCUCUUGUGUUUAACUUACUUGGAGUUCACUGAGUUUCUUGGAUGUGUAUAUUCAUGUCUUUUAUUGAAUUUGGGAAGUUUUGGGCCAUUAUUUCUACAGAUAUUCUUUCUGCCCCUUAGUCUCUUUCCUCUCUUUUUGGGACUCCCAUUAUGCACAUGUUGGUAUAUUUGCUGGCAUCCCACAGGUCCCUUAGGCUCUGUUCAUUUUCUUCAUUCUUUUCUCUUUCUGUUCCCCAACCUGAAUAAUUUCAGUUGACCUAGUUAUGUUGUUGAAGAUUUCCAGUGAAUCUUUCAUUUCAGUUAUUAUACUUUUCAGCUCCAGAAUUUCUAUUUGAUUCCCUCUUCUAUUUUCUGUUUAUUAAUAUUUUCUUUGUUGAAACAUCAUUCAUCUGGCUUCCUUCAGUUCUUUGUCUUUAGUUUCCUUUGGUUCUUUGAGCAUAUUUCAGACAGUUGAUAUAAAGUUUUUGACUAGGGUUGCCAGGGUAGCUCAGUCAGUUAAGGGUCUGUCUCUUGCUAUGAGCUCAGGUCUUGAUCUCAGAGUGGUGAGUUCAAGCCUAGUGUUGGACUCCACGCUGGGCAUGGAGCCUACUUUAAGAAAAAAUUGUUUUUGUCUAUUAAGUUCAAUGUCUAUGAUUCUUCAUGGUUACUUUCUUUUUCCCCUUUGUAAAUAGGCUGCACUUUCUGUUUUUUUUUUUUUUAAUGUAUUUUACUCUAUUUUCUUUGCUAGUCUUUUGCUUAGGAUUUUUACACCCAUGUUUCUGAGUGAAAGAGCCUUUAAUUUUCUUCUCUUGUGAUGUCCUUGCAGAUUUUGGUGUCAACAUAACAAAUGUGUUAACCUAAUAAGACAAGUUUGGAAGUAUUGUCUACUCUUAUCUCUGAAAGCAUUUGGAUAAGAUUGGAGUUAAUUCUUUUAAAAUAUUUUGUAGAGUUAACCAGUGAUGCUAACUAGGUCUGGAGUUUACUUUGUGAGAAGGUUUUUCAGUAUAGAUUCAAUUUACUUUUUUUUUAAAAGAUUUUAUUUAUUUAUUCGACAGAGAUAGAGACAGCCAGCGAGAGAGGGAACACAAGCAGGGAGAGUGGGAGAGGAAGAAGCAG
This is a messenger RNA of Ailuropoda melanoleuca (giant panda), 3718 nucleotides long. RefSeq lists its product as uncharacterized. The coding region runs from base 1040 to 1759 and encodes 239 amino acids. NCBI's taxonomy places the organism in Eukaryota, Metazoa, Chordata, Mammalia, Carnivora, Ursidae. The transcript is spliced from 2 exons. The record is from RefSeq and is a predicted model, not a curated record.